Molecule: messenger RNA, 1365 nt
Organism: Ambispora gerdemannii
Lineage: Eukaryota; Fungi; Glomeromycota; Glomeromycetes; Archaeosporales; Ambisporaceae
Source: the annotation of a GenBank genome assembly
AUGUCAUUUUUUCAAAAGUUAUCAGUCAGGAUAUCGCCUAAGCCUAAAGGUAGCAACAGUAAUAGUACAUGCUCGAACAGCAUCUCGACAUCGUUCAUAGAAAAUAAUAAUAAUCUUAGUACAAAGAAUAUGUUGCAAACUAAAGUUUAUACCAAUUCUACUAAUAGUAAUAACAAUAGCUAUAAUGAUAUUAAUAAAAAGAAAUCAUCAACUCAUAACACUAUUAUUAUUCCUUCUUCGCCUCAACAACCCAAUACCCAUUCACACCAAACUUCCAGCAUGUUAGAAGAAAGCAACACGCCACCGCCACCCUUACCAGUAAACGAAAAAAGCACAUCCUCCUCUAAUAAUCAUGUCCAACAAAACUCCCGACAUCCCCUGGAAAUAUCGAUGACAAGUAGUACUAUCAACCUAAAGCUAUCGCUCAACAAUUUUGAUCUAUGCCGAACACUUGGUACCGGAUCCUUUGGACGCGUUCAUUUAGUUCAAUCGAAACAUAAUCAAAAAUUUUAUGCAAUGAAAGUACUCAAAAAAUCCGAAGUUGUUCGUCUGAAACAAGUCGAGCAUACAAACAAUGAGAAACGUAUUUUGGAACAGACAAGUCAUCCGUUUAUGGUGAAAUUGUGGGGCACAUUCCAGGACUCGGCGAAUUUGUAUAUGGUUAUGGACUAUGUGGUCGGUGGGGAGCUGUUUAGUGUGCUUAGGAAAACCCAGAGAUUUCCGGAUCACGUAGCAAAAUUUUAUGCAUCAGAAGUAUUGCUCGCAUUUGAAUUCCUACAUUCAAAAGAUAUCAUUUAUCGAGAUCUCAAACCCGAAAAUCUACUGUUAGAUCGUAACGGCCACAUAAAAAUCACCGAUUUCGGAUUCGCAAAACACGUGCCAGACGUAACAUGGACAUUAUGCGGGACUCCAGACUAUCUCGCGCCCGAAGUAAUCCAAUCAAAAGGAUACAGCAAAGCGGUCGACUGGUACUCCCUAGGCGUACUAAUUUUUGAAAUGCUUGCCGGGUACCCGCCAUUCUACGACGAGGAUCACAUGCGUCUCUACGAAAAAAUCGUGGCAGGUCGUGUAAAAUACCCAAGCUUUUUUGAGUCGGUUGUCAAAGAUCUGCUUAAAAGGUUAUUAACAGCCGAUUUAAGCAAGCGAUAUGGUAAUUUGAAGGGUGGUAGCGAGGAUAUUAAGCAGCAUAAUUGGUUUAAAGGUGUUGAUUGGGAAAGGUUAUGUCGGCAAGAGAUUGAGGCGCCGUAUAUUCCUCAUGUGAACGGAGAUGGGGAUACUAGUAAUUUUGACAUGUAUCCUGAGGAACAAGAGUCUUACGGGAAACCAUGUUCUGAUAUAUAUCGAGACAAAUUUCCGACGUUUUGA